UAAACAAAAAAAAAAUGUCCGGUGAAGACAGGAUCAGUGCGUUGCAUGACGAUUUGCUGCUGAAGAUAUUGUCUGAAAUCCCAACAAAAGAUGUAGUGACCACCAUGGUUUUGUCCAAACGAUGGCGUUUUGUCUGGACGAAGGUGCAUAAACUUGAGUACAAGGAUACAAGGAAAGAAGGGAAUAGCAGAGUUUGGUGGUUAAUUGAAAAGUCUUUGCAACUCCACAAAGCAACUGUACUAGAAAGCUUGCAUAUCCAAGUUGAACAUCAGUUUUGCGACGAUGCAGAUGUAGGAAAGUGCGUUUCAUACGCUGUUGACCACAACGUUCGAGAGCUAGCUCUUAUUAUACCACCUCAACCAAUGAUCCUACUACUACCAUCGAACGUUUACACCUCAAAAACGCUAGUGAAACUGACUCUAUCAUGUAGGACUCUCUUCAUUGAUGUCCCUUCCCUACCUUGCCUUCCUUCGCUUCAGAGGCUGGCCCUUCUCAAUGUUGUGUAUAAAGAUGAAAACUCUCAUGUUAGGCUUCUAUCGAAUUGCCCUGCGCUCAGACAUUUGGAAGUGCAGCGAAACAAGAGUGACAAUGUGACAAGUUUCAUUGUGAAAGUUCCUUCCUUAAAGAGUUUUAGAUACACGCAACACAAAAGAGCUUCUGGUAGGUCCUUGGUUUUAGACUCCCCUGGAUUACGACGCCUUACUUUAAUUGAUCCGCAUGGAGACUUAGACUCGAUCCAGAAUAUGCCUCACCUUGACUGGGCUCAUGUUUUUCUCAUUAUUCCAUACCCGAAAGACGACAAGUUUCUGAGAUCUUUUUCCUCUGUCAAGGUUCUCCGUUUGAGUCUAAGAAACGUUGAAUGUUGUAGCACCAUUAAGUUCUCUCGGCUCAUGAAGGUUACGCUGCAUCUUUGUUGCUUUGAUGACUUCAUGUGUUCGUUGGAACCACUUUUGCUUUUCCUUCAUAACUCUCCUAUACUAAAAGUUCUUGAGAUCAACUAUGAUGUGGCUCUUUGCUCUAAUGGUGUCCCACUUUCGUGGAACAGACCAAGUUCUGUACCGGUAUGCUUGUUGUCCCAUCUCGAGAUCUUUGUAUGGAAAGAGUUUGCAGGAAGAAGGCAAGAGAGAGCGUUCGUGGCGUACAUCCUUGCAAACUCAAAGCGGCUAAAGACGGCUGUAUUUUCUCCCACAUACAAUCUCUACGAAAAAGAGAAAGAGAAGAUGAUGGAGCUGUUAAAAUCUAUGUAUAGGGCUUCAGCAUCUUCUCAGCUUCUGCGCUUGCUAAACUAG
This is a messenger RNA of Brassica oleracea var. oleracea, 1289 nucleotides long. RefSeq names its product putative FBD-associated F-box protein At1g05080. The transcript has 3 exons. Bases 15 to 1289 code for a protein of 424 amino acids. NCBI's taxonomy places the organism in Eukaryota, Viridiplantae, Streptophyta, Magnoliopsida, Brassicales, Brassicaceae. The record is from RefSeq and is a predicted model, not a curated record. Gene Ontology annotation, molecular function: protein binding.